UCAUAUCGACGAUGCAUUCGCGUUGUAACGAUCUGUCUCUUUGUGCUUCUGGGAUCGGAUGCAGGGUCGUUCGUGGGCCAGAUUGGAAAUGGGGAAAUCAAGUGGGUUUUCUACUUUCUUGACUAUUUUCUUGGAGAUGGUGGCAACGGCCACGUUGGCUCUCUUCGUCGUUUUGAAGCUCGUGGCGAGGCCGUUGUAUUAUGGGACUCUGGAAUAGUGGCCAACUACCGUUGUGGUGCCUUGGGUUUCGACUUGCGCGUACUCGACAGCUCACCAACAGGCAGGCGUCACUUGGAUACUAUUUAAUCACAACACCACACGGUGUCCGGCAAGGUCACGGUCGGUCGUCGCUCAAAAGCUCAAAAGACUGAUGCAGUGGGUCUCUUUCCACGAGCUCGCGUAGUACGUGGCUUCGAUUGGCGAUGGGGUACUCAGGACUGCGCCACUGUAAUACCUGCUUCAGUCUCCACUGCGGGUAAUUCGGGGGCCGCCCUGACCAAUGCUUUGAUGCCGCAGAUCUCUCCGGGCUCUUCCGCCGCUUCUCUCGCCACCUGUGAGAGCGCCACUCCAUGUCAGGGUCGAAUCAUUGAUCGACGUGACUGGUUCCAAUGGGCACCUAAAUCAGCUGUCUCCGUUGCCUGGGACUCUGGUGCUUACAAUGUCUACCGUGUCGGUUAUAUGGGAAUGGUUGACCUCAAAGCUGUUCGACCUGCCAAAGGGGGUUCAUACUACGCUGAACACCUUCCCCUUCUCGGAGAUCUUCGAGACCUCCCUUCUCAAUCGGAAAAUGAUUCCUCCACUUCCGUUAUUGCUAUACCCUCUCAGCUGCAGCCGCCGCCACCUCAACCGAUCGAAAACAUCGUCUGGACGGCUGCUCCACGCACUCGUGGUCAAAUUGCAACAUCAACUUCGACAGGUGUCGCUGAGGUCUACGAGGAGUCCGCGGCUAUUGAUCCGGGGGAUCGAAUUCCUCUAACCGACGCUGAAAGUGGGGCUAGACCUAGUUCAGUGCCCACUCAGCGCCCCAGGGGCAGCGGUGGCGGUGGGGCUGGCACGUCCCGAACCCUCUUAGCGGACCUCUUCUGCGCUAGUGGCGGUGGCGGCUCUGCUCCCUCUGAGGAUGGUAACAUGGCCGCUCCAGGAAGCAGUCCCCCACCUUCUGUCUUGUCUCGUCCCUCACCCGCCAGUAGAAGCAGACAGGUAGUGUUACCGGGAUCUUAUCGGUCGUCAACUCUACGUUUGCGACCUGGAGCCGUCAUUCAGCUGCGUCUGCGAUCGAUGGUGAAUGAGAACGCGGUGGCUACGACAACUUCUCCUGGCCCGGAGUACCUCUCACUCCCCAGCGUGGUUGAACGCGUGGACGACACGACGGGGUCGGUUGUUCUUCUUAUCCCACAGACGGGACAACGUUUCACUCUCACUAGCUCCGCUACUGCUACAUGUCAGCAGCAAUGGCAAGGACGAAGUGAGGAGCGGCUACUCUCUCGUCAUGUCUCUGCUAAUUCCACUCUACUUACGCGUAUGCGACGUCGCGAUUCCUACGCUCGUGCAGCAGCUGCCGCUUCUGCUUCCACCUCCACGUCUGCUGUCACCAUUGGGGAAACCGGCCUUGUGGAGAGUCAACAACCACCAGAGUCGUCACAACCUCCCACCUCCCAACCACAAUCACAAGAAACUCAUGAGCCUGUGCCACGCAGUCUGUUGAAGCAGUCGAGUAAGCAAGUGGCUGAAGAGCUCAUGUUUGCAGCUGCUGAGGGUAACGUCAAAAAGAUCACUUGGCUCAUCAAACACCGUGACAUUAAUGUAAACACGCACUAUGCUGGUGCUACUGCCCUCCAUGUAGCCUGCCAGUCCGGUCACCUGAACUGCGUGGACGUGUUGCUGCAGAAUGGUGCAGACUGUCGCGAGCGCGAUGCCGACGGCAAUCAGGCGUUGCACGCAGCAGCUCAGGGUGGCGCGCUUCCCGUCUUGCGUCGAAUCGCGGCUACUUUGAGUCUGAUUGAGCGCGAGCCUCAUCCUUCCACCUCAGCCGCCGAGGUUUCGUUACCACCCGACGUUAACGCGCGUAACUCCCUCCGUCAAACACCGCUCCACCUCGCUACUGUCGGUAGGCAUAUAGAGUGUGCCAGGUCACUACUGGAGGAGUUCAAUGCCAUUCCUAGCCUUCAGGUGUGUUGUGCGUACCAUUUUACUUCUUCAAUAGAACCUGGUUUGGUUACAUUUCUGUUUCUAUAUGAUUGUUUAUUUCGAUUGAUGAAGUUAAUGCUGCUAGCAAUCCACUCGUGCUUGCCAUCAGCUUGUUGGGAGUUCCCAAUGUAA
Hydatigera taeniaeformis is the source of this 2319-nucleotide messenger RNA. Lineage: Eukaryota; Metazoa; Platyhelminthes; Cestoda; Cyclophyllidea; Taeniidae. The record is from the annotation of a GenBank genome assembly.